This is a messenger RNA of Phyllostomus hastatus (greater spear-nosed bat), 2847 nucleotides long. RefSeq names its product synapse differentiation inducing 1 (gene SYNDIG1). Lineage: Eukaryota; Metazoa; Chordata; Mammalia; Chiroptera; Phyllostomidae. The record is from RefSeq and is a predicted model, not a curated record. Gene Ontology annotation, biological process: positive regulation of synapse assembly; synaptic vesicle clustering. Bases 838 to 1614 code for a protein of 258 amino acids. The transcript is spliced from 6 exons. Gene Ontology annotation, cellular component: excitatory synapse; postsynaptic density membrane; intracellular membrane-bounded organelle.
GGCCAGGCUUGGCAAGCCGAGAAGGACCCCCUGGGAGGCUCUGCGCCCAGCCCGCCCAGCCCUCCUGCCCGGAACACUCUGCUGGAGUCUGCCAGCACCCCUUCUUUUUGUUGGGACCUGAGGGCCGGGCUCCGCCCCUUCGCUCAGAUCCGGAGCUCCAUGCCACCCGGGGCCAUCGCCAUAGCCACCCAGCUAGCACUAGUCCGGCACUCUAGUACUAGCUGAGCAACGGGGGGCGUGGGCCGCGACCACGGGGCAGGGAGCAAGGGGGGAUUGGGUGAGGGGAGGAGGGGCACGGAGGAAAACGGAGCGGGUCAGCAGAGAAGUCAAGGAACUAAGGAGCAAAGGCUGGCGCCGCACCGCCCAGCUCUCCUCAGGCUUGCUCGCUCUGGAGACUUGCGGGCUGCCUCCUGGGCUCAUCCGCCGGGUCACCUUGUCCCGGAGGCGUCCAGGAGAUGCGGAGGGGCUGUUGUGCAAAGUCGGUGGGAGCUACUGAACACAAGACCUGGCAGCCCAAUGAAGCGGGGCUGCCCCGGCUGUCAAGGCCCGGGGUGUUCGUAGGCAGGCUCCCUGAACGGAGGCGGGGACUCCUGGAGCCCUUCUCAGUGGAAAAGAGCAAGACAGGCAUUUGAGCUGUCUGCUCCCUGGCAGCUGCGACAGUCUGCAGUCCUGAUAGUCACCAGCCCAGGAGCGGAGAGGGAAGCGAGUGGAUGCACCUCUUGGGUUCAAGUUCUAGUAUCGAUUUCCCUAGGUGGUAUGGAUUCCAUGAGGCAAGUGUAAUCCUGACAUCCAGCCUUACAGCCACAGCUUGACACCCAGUUGGGCAGGAAGGGCACCAUGGAUGGCUUAAUUGAACAGAAGAGUGUGCUGCUGCACAAUAAAAUCAAUGAUGCUGGCAAGCAGAAUGGCUUAAUUCACACCAGAAACUUCAUGGCUGAGAGCAGAGAUGGCCUGGUAUCUGUUUACCCAGCACCCCAGUACCCAAACUGUCGGGUGGUAGGCAGUGCAGCAGUGGCCACCCUGGAGAGCAGCAGGGAUGAGCCAGUCCAGCACCUUCUGGACCCCAACACCCUUCAGCAGUCAGUGGAGUCCCACUACCAUCCAAACAUCAUCCUCUACUCCGAGGGCAUGCUGUGCUCCUGGGGAGAUGGUGUGGCUGCCGACUGUUGUGAGACCACAUUCAUUGAGGAUCGGUCCCCUACCAAAGAGAGGCUGGAGUACCCUGAUGGAAACUUCAUUGACCUCUCAGCUGAUGACAUCAAAAUUCACACCCUGUCCUAUGAUGUGGAGGAGGAAGAGGAAUUCCAAGAGCUGGAGAGCAACUACUCCAGUGAUACAGAGAGUGAGGACAACUUUCUCAUGAUGCCCCCACGGGACCACCUGGGCCUCAGCGUCUUCUCCAUGCUCUGCUGCUUCUGGCCUUUGGGCAUUGCAGCCUUCUACCUGUCCCAUGAGACCAAUAAAGCCAUGGCCAAGGGGGAUUUCCACCAGGCCAGCACCAGCUCUCGGCGGGCCCUGUUCCUGGCUGUGCUCUCCAUCACAAUCGGAACAGGCAUCUACGUGGGCGUGGCUGUGGCCCUCAUCGCCUACCUCUCCAAGAACAACCACCUAUAAGCUUUUUCUGGGCACAGAGGGGAAAAAGUUGGGGCCAGUUGUGUGUAGAUGCAGAGCAAGAAGGACUAGCAAGGGAGAAACACCUGUGUGAUGAUGUGUAGUAUAAAUUAUUGCCAAAAACUCCAUAACACCCUGAAAUUUUCUACCCAUAAAUUUCUUUUGUUUUUACCCUUUAAUUUUCAUAGCACUGUGUAGAACAUGAGAUAGAUAAGCAUUGCUAACCUUUGCAAGUGGAAGCUUCAGAGAUCCUUACCCUUGAUGCUGUCUUUGGAUGGAUUCUGGUAGUUUAAUGACAGUGCAGCUCUCUCUGCAGCCUGCCAGUGCCUGGAAUGCCAUUGCAUUAGCAAUAUACAAAUAGUAAAAAUGUGUUUAUUUUUUAUGGAAUAUAGCACAAUAAGCAGAAGGCAGGGGAUGUGUCAUUCUUCUAUCUGUUGCCCUGCUUGACUCCUCUGGCAUGCCCCCAGUCUAUGCACCUUCCAUACAAAAAGAAAACAGUGCUGAGCAAGAAGAGACAAAACUGUUGGCAGAAACACCACUGUCAUUGGUUUUCAAUGGGUCCAGUCCUGAGAAUUCAAAGUCAUACUAGUGUGGGACCUGUCCCCAGGCCCAGUCUUUCAUUCCCUCCAUUCCCCAACCUAGGAUCAUCUGGCAUCCCUUGGAAGAUGUACAAACUCAGCAGUCACCACACAGAAAUUUGUAGUCUUGGGCCUCAUUUAUCUAGGUUUGGGGGGAGCAGGCCACAGUCUGUCCCAAUAUUUCUCCCAGAAGGACCUGAAGGUUUGCUCCAAGAACUCAAGACAAAGGAGCUAUGGACACCAUCUCAGCAUAAAGACACACGCUUUGGCAGUCACCUUGGUGAUAAGCAGCAGCACUAAUGAUCUAAAAAGGAGAUGAACAUUUUCUGUUGACUAAAUGAAUAGUUAUUUUCUUGUCAUUUUUUAGUGCAACUAUUGCUUCAGGCUGCUUAAAUUAUCAAAUGAAUGCUGAGAAAUAAGUAACCACAAACAUUUUAAUGCCAUUUUAUUGCUGUUUCAUGAGUGUUCAUUAUUUAGCAAAAAUUAUCUUUUAGCUCGUUUGCUUAAAACUUUUCUCUCUGAUUAAUACUAUUUACUGGGUUUCACUUAGUGUUUUUACUUGUUCAAAUAACUACAGAGCCAUCCAGGACUCAGCUGCUGAAACAGUAGUAGGGUCUCUAAGAUGAGAAUUACAUUAUCUCUGACCACUUGAACACUG